Messenger RNA from Wickerhamiella sorbophila, 2229 nucleotides. Its product is annotated as Serine/threonine-protein kinase ATG1. Gene Ontology annotation, molecular function: ATP binding; protein serine/threonine kinase activity. The transcript has a single exon. The record is from RefSeq and is a predicted model, not a curated record. Gene Ontology annotation, cellular component: cytoplasm; autophagosome. Lineage: Eukaryota; Fungi; Ascomycota; Dipodascomycetes; Dipodascales; Trichomonascaceae. Bases 1 to 2229 code for a protein of 742 amino acids. Gene Ontology annotation, biological process: autophagosome organization; autophagy; peptidyl-serine phosphorylation.
AUGUCAAGACAACUUGAUCUUGGCGCGUUCACUCAGGGUGAACGCAUAGGAAAGGGAAGUUUUGCAACCGUGUAUAAGGGACUGCAGAAAUCAACAAAUACGGCCGUCGCCAUCAAGGUCGUCCACAGAGCCCACCUCAACAAGGACAAGCGGCUGCUGGACAAUUUUGAGGCUGAGAUGAGAAUUCUUAAAAAGCUCAAGCAUCCACACGUCGUUAGUCUGAUUGAGGUUGUCCAGACGCAAACAGACUUCCAUCUCGUUAUGGAAUACUGCUCGUUGGGCGACCUGUCUUAUUUUAUUCGCAAACGCAGCCAGCUCAUACGCACAUUACCACUGGUUGCUGCAAUGUUUGAAAGAUACCCCUCGCCAGACUGGGGCGGUCUCAAUGAGACGGUCGUUCGCCACUUUCUCUGCCAGCUCUCCAGCGCCCUAGAGUUCUUGCGCGCGAACCACCUCGUACACCGCGACAUCAAACCACAAAACCUCUUACUACGGCCCCCGGCAAAAUCAGAGUCCGCUGCUCAAGAGGCUGGAUAUGCGGGACUCUGGGAGCUCCCGGUCCUGAAGAUUGCGGACUUUGGUUUUGCCCGGUUCCUCCCGGCGACCUCAAUGGCCGAAACUUUGUGCGGCAGCCCCCUCUACAUGGCGCCAGAGAUUCUCCACUACGAAAAAUAUAAUGCUAAGGCUGAUCUCUGGUCGGUGGGUGCUGUGGUCUACGAAAUGGCCGUCGGUAAGCCCCCGUUCCCUGCCGUCAAUCACAUGGACCUUAUCAAGAAGAUCGAUUCGGCAAAAGAUAAUAUCAAGUAUCCUGCUGAUACAGCUGUUGGUGAACAGGUGAAGCAAUUGGUAUCGGGGCUGCUCAAACGGUCUCCAGCAGAGCGUAUGGGAUUCGACGAGUUCUUCGCCCAUCCGGCUCUGGACGUAAUCGGUAACGGCCCUUUACGCAGCCAAGAGAUUGACGAGAAUAUGUACGUGUCGGAGUAUAUUGCCCAGGCAAGCAAGGACCAGCUACCGCAGCCGGACGACGUUGCCGCCCCCUCGUUGCCAACCACUCCGCUUAUUCGGUCGCAAGUGCUCACCGAUUCGCCCACUAGCCGCCUUGGAUCGUCUCCUGGCUUGCCCGUGUCGCCAACGGCAAUGGUGUCUCCACCGCUCUCUGCCGCCACCAGUCCUGCAGCACCUCGCAGUGCUGCGUCCAUGGGGUCCAGCUACGCAGCUAGCGGUGCUCGAUCGGAACGAUCAGACGACGGCUCUUACGUCCUCAUCGAGAAACGCACAGUCGAGGUCAAUGCAUUGGCCGACGAUCUGGCAAAGCCUGCCAAGGCUCCGACACCCAAGCGCCGGCUUUCUAUCACAUAUGGUACCUCACCAACCAACGCACUGGCCCAAGCUCUCAUUAAGUCAUCUGCGAGACUGUUUGGCGCCAAAAUUGACUCGGUCAGUGGAAUUAAUGCCCCAUCACUCCGUCGUACAACCCAAGCAUCUACUGGUGCAGUUGCGGCUGUGGCUGCCCAGUUGCCGAGCCUUACUGAAGAUAGCGAAAAGACCCUCGCUCAGGAACUCAGCGAUCUCGCGGCCAUGGGAAAAGUUGUUGGUCUGUAUGCCGAUAUCAAAUUCAGUGGAGUUGAGUCGCGUGUCGAAUCCUCAGCUGCAUCCCGGUUCCAGGUUUCGUCUCCAGUGUCAGACCCAACCCUGCAGGAUGUCCUUGCUCAGGAGGCGCUAGCUUUGUACCUCAAAGCUGCCAGCUUGUACUCGCGAGCUAUGGAAAAGGCACAGAAGUGGUGGGCUGGUAGUGACACGCCAGUAGCAACUCCGACGAUCAACAACAUUGUCCAGUACAUUCGGGACCGAUUCAACGAGACAGUUGAGCGGGCUGAAUCUGCACGUCAAUUGAUCCUGAAUGGCGCGGAAGACAACUUCUCCCCGGCGCAGCAUGUUUCAGCGGAGAAGUUGCUGUUCGAUCGUGCCCUGGAGAUGGCUCGAGCGGCGGCAGUUCAAGAAAUGAGCUCCAGUGACCUGGCGGCCUGUGAAGUGAACUACGGAACAGCUGUGUGGAUGCUACGUGCGCUGCUUGAUGGAAGCAAGCCAGACGAGGCCCUGAGCGUGGACGACAAGACAAUGGUUGAUGCGUUGAUGGAGAAGAUCGCCUUGCGUGUUCAGGCUCUCAAGAAGAGAAUCGCGUCGCUACCCCAGGCCAACAGCACUAGCCGCCGCGCGCCCACACCGUGA